AUGUUGUCUCUUGUUUUCACAGGAGAGGCCAGCUUGUUGUUCAACAAUGCUGGAGAUGCUCCUGAUUCUGGAGCUCUGGACCAAGAUGAGAAACCACAGGAUCUGCCUGAUGUUAAGAAGACGAUUAAAGAAGAAGUUCCUGAAGACCACAAACCUUAUGCUAUUAAGCCUGACCCAGAGGCCGUCCACAUAAAGGAGGAACUGGAGGAAGUCUGCACCAGUCCAGUGGGAGAUCAGCUCAGUUUCAAAGAGGGGAUUGAUGCCACAAAGUUUCCAAAAACUGCUAAUCCCCUAAAGAGUGAAGAAAAUAAACAUUCCUCUGAUGUUCAACAGCCUUAUCAAGGCCACAUUAAAGGCAGAGAGAUUCCAGAAGAGAAUGAUGGAGAAGAAUCUAUGAGGAUAGAAGAUCAUGCAGAUAGGUCAUUUUCCUCAGAGACUGAAGAUGUUAAUCAGUCCAUGUUUGAACCAAAACACCUAUUAGCAACUGGAAUGAAAACAAAGGACCUGGACUUUCACUGGAAGAAGGUGACAGCUUCUGAUUCACAUGGACACAUGGCCAACAGACCGUCUGACUCCUCUGACUUUACUCAACAAUUAGUUCAAAAUCUUCAGAAAGGCAUGAGACAUCCAGAAAUAGGCUCUUCAAGCUCAGUGGAUAAUAUUGAAUUUUUUACAAUGAAGAAAAAUGUAGGCUCACAAAGAAAUGUCCUUAAAAGGCUGAAGACCUGCUGUGAAGACUCUAGUAAAAAAUUUACUGAAAAAGAAAAAUUAAAAAUACAUAAGAGAAUUUACACAGGUGAAAAACUUUUCGGUUGUGACUUAUGUGGAAAGAAAUUUAGCCAGAAAGGACAUUUUAACUUACACAAAAUGAUCCACACUGGAGACAAACCUUUCUGUUGUGACCUAUGUGGACAGAGAUUUACCGGGAAAGAAAGUUUAAGCAGACACAUGAUGAUCCAUGCAGAAGACAAACCUUUCAGUUGUGACCUAUGUGGACAGAGAUUUAGGCACAAAAGAAAUAUUAACAGGCACAUGAGGAUCCAUGCAGAAGACGAACCUUUCUGUUGUGACUUAUGUGGGCAGAAAUUUAGGAAGAAAGGAAGUUUCAACACACACAUUAGGAUCCACACAGGAGACAAACCUUUCUGUUGUGACCUAUGUGGAAAGAGAUUUAGACAUAAAGGAACUUUCAACAGACACAUGACGAUCCACUCGGAAGACAAACCUUUCUGUUGUGACGUAUGUGAGCAGAGAUUUGGCCACAAAGGACAUUUAAACUCCCACAUGAUGAGCCACACAGGAGAAAAACCUUUCUGUUGUGACCUAUGUGGAAAGAGAUUUAGCAAAAAAGGAAAUUUAAACCAACAUAUGAUGAUCCACAAAGACAAACCUUUCUGUUGUGACCUAUGUGGGCAACGAUUUAGGCAGAAAAGCGGUUUAAAAUCCCACAUGAUGAUCCACACAGGGGAUAAACCUUUCUGUUGUGACAUAUGUGGACAGACAUUUAGCAAGAAACAGAGUUUAAAAUUACACAUGAUGAUCCACACAGGAGAUAAACCUUUCUGUUGCGACCUGUGUGGGAAGAGAUUUCGGCACAAAGUACGUUUAAACUCACACAUGAGGGUCCAUGCAGGAGACAAACCUUUCUGUUGUUACUUAUGUGGACGUAGAUAUAGAGAGAAAGGAAGUUUAAACAGACACCUGAUGAUCCACGCUGGAGUCAAACCUUUCUGUUGUGAUAUAUGUGGGAAAAGAUUUAGGGAGAAAGGAAGAUUAAACUCACACAUGAUAAUCCACACAGGAGACAAACCUUUCCUUUGUGACCUAUGCGGAAAGAUGUUUGGCUUGAAAGGAAACUUUAAAUCACACAUGAAGAUCCAUGCUGAAGAAAAAAAAACACUAACUGCUGCACAGAUUCAGAGUGAGGACGUAACCAGUACUGCUAACAUAGCAUUAAAGUGAAUUGAUCAAUUUGUAUGAUAUUAAUCAAAUGGGCAUGAUAUGGCUUAUCAGAUACUAAUAUGUUUUGAGUGUUAUUUGCAAAGUUGUGUGCUCUCUUUCAUCCCCUGACUUUGGAACUGGCUUGGAGCUUUGUCUGCGUUACUGUAUUUUUCCUGGCCUGGGUCACCUGCGGAGCUUGUUAACAGUUCUAUAUCUGCUUUGUUUUGUGUGUGAGCUUCUGUUUCCUUAAACCAAAGCUGGUCCCAGCAGAAGGCAUCUCACACUGGUCCUGGUUCUGCUUGAAGUUUCUUCCUGUUAAAGGGAGUAUUUUCUCUCCACUGUCGCUGCAUACAUGCUUGGUGUGAAGGAUUACUGAAGAGUCCUAUACAAGUGCAAGCGAAAAAUUGUCGCCGUAACUUCAUUCAGGAUGAGCAGGUCUUGCAAGUCAAUGACUUGAUGCAUUCAGCUGAUUUUCCAUGAUAUAAAUCAGGGUUGGGCAAUAAUUUUUUCCAAUGGGCAACAUGAGAGACAGAAAAUGUGGAGGACCAGACCAAAAGACUUGAACUCAAUCAUGCAUAUUAAUUGUAUUUCUUUAUAAAAAGCAUUGGUUUGACAAUUGUAUAUGUUAAGAUUAAGCAAUGAAAAAUCGAGGUUGCCUCACAAAAAAUGUAAUUUAUUCAUUCAAAUUAACCAAAACAUUAAAAAACAAAAUGUGAACAUUUUAUACCAUUUGUUGAUCUUGGUUUUGGUUGCUGCAUUCCUGGAUGUGUGAAGCUUGGUAAAAAAAAGCAUUGCUGCUUUUACAGCUAAACUAGCAAAGCUUCCAAUGCCCACGGCCUUUCAGCAUCAUUCAAGUUUCUGUGGUUCUCUGCAUGUUUCGUCUGUUGUAGUCCUUAAACAUGGCGAUCUGCUCGCCGCAAACUAGAUGCACAGCUUUUCCUCUGACUUUUAUAAGUAAAUACUUAGCUGUCCAAUUCUUGUUGAAAACUCUGAAUUUGUUAUAUAGCUGUGAGGGACCGAGCCAAAAAAAAAAAAAAAAUCAGAGAAGCACAGGAAAGUCAUUGAUGAAAAAAUGGUAACAAAUUUAUUUAACAAAAAAUAAAGUUCAAACUUCUAACAAGACAGGGCCCAUCAAGGAAAACCAAAGACAAAAGUCAGCAUAAUCCAAACCUGACACAGGAAAAGAUCUACUCAACUAACACACAAGGGAAACAUAUAUAAACACUGGUUGAUCAGACCAUUUUAAAACAAGAGGGAAACAUAAAAUAAAUUUUCCUAAACAAAACUACAACAAAAGACCAAACUAAUCAGCACCAUACUAAAUCAACAACCUAUGAGGAAGAGGACUUCAAUAUUAAACUUUCCAAAUUUUAUUAUAGAAAACAAAACCAAAUAAAGAAACUUAAACCCUUUCUACACCCCUUCUAAAAGUAAGUGGAAGAGUCCAACUAGGCCUCCAUGUCAAUGAGGAGAUACUUUGCAGCUGGGGCCUCCUUUCCUUUACUGGCUUCACUCAUGGCAGCCUCCCAGGAACUGGCAACUCAAAUGAAAAAUAUAUUGAAGUGCAGAAAACCAAACAAACAAGAAAUGACAAAAUGAGCCAACUGAAUGUGUGCACCCAAAUAGUUAACCAAUGCCAAAUCAAACUAAAAAAAUAAAUAAACUACAGUACAGUAAAAUAUAAGAUUUAAUGAAAGAAUUACCAGAUCAUUUGUUGUGUGGUUGCACAUGCGGCCAUCACAAUAGCGUUCUUUUUUUUUUUCAGGGCAAAAUAAAAGCAAAGCAGCCUCAGUCCAUUCAUUAGAUGAAUAUGUUUAUUUUGAAAUUUCCAAUUAACUUUAGACAGGCCAUAUGCAUUACAAUGCCCAUACCUCGUGGGCUGCACAGGAUCCUGUACAAUGCCCAGGUCUGAUAUAAACUUUUUACCAAUCUGAAUGUAUUGUCUCUGUAUUGUGCCUUGAGACAAAAUGUGUUAUGAAUUGGUGCUAUAUCAAUAAACUGAAUUAAAUAAAAGACUCUUAAACCUUGAACCUUAACUCCCUAGAUUUUGAUCACACCUGUGUGUAAUUCAUGCUUUGAUUUGUUUUGUUCCUUUUUGUAAAUAAAACCUUCCUUUUUCUGACAUGCAUAGGAAACCCAUUCCUCAAGCUCGUGCUCCAUCCUCCAGAGCUCAAUUUCAUGCAUCUAACAGUUACAGAUAAAAUGUUACUAAAGCAGGAAGAGACACACAGCUGUUAACCGCUGAUAAAACACUAAAAAGUUCUGUUCAAUCUUCAUCUGACUAAGGCUACGUUCAUACUGAAGGCAUUAAUGCUCAAUUCCAAUUUUUUUGUGAAAUACAAUUCUUUUGCGUGGUUCCCAUUUCAAAAUAUAUGCGACUUUCAUGUGAUCUCUUGUGUGAACUUCAUUCAUUCAUCUCUCGAUGCGCAGUAGACGAUGCAAUGACGUCACAAGUGAGCAUGCUCUGUUUAACAAAGCAAACAUGGAUGGUAGUGCUGGAGCGCAUCUUUCCCAACCUCAGCCUGUGCAUUAACCACACAAUCUUUUCCAGAUGGUUGGAAAUAA
Molecule: messenger RNA, 4506 nt
Organism: Cyprinodon variegatus (sheepshead minnow)
Lineage: Eukaryota; Metazoa; Chordata; Actinopteri; Cyprinodontiformes; Cyprinodontidae
Product: gastrula zinc finger protein XlCGF57.1-like
Exons: 2
Coding region: 1-1962 (653 amino acids)
Biological process (GO): regulation of DNA-templated transcription
Molecular function (GO): RNA polymerase II cis-regulatory region sequence-specific DNA binding; DNA-binding transcription factor activity, RNA polymerase II-specific
Source: RefSeq, a predicted model, not a curated record